Messenger RNA from Monascus purpureus, 1571 nucleotides. The record is from the annotation of a GenBank genome assembly. NCBI's taxonomy places the organism in Eukaryota, Fungi, Ascomycota, Eurotiomycetes, Eurotiales, Aspergillaceae.
CGAACUUUGAAUCUGAGAUCUUAUCUUAUCUCCGCUGUUCUUUCAUUCUGGAGUCAAGACAUGCUGCAACGCCAGAACACUCACACCUUGUCUUCUCCCUCUCUCAAUUCUAUUCCUUUGCAUUUGCCUCUGCGUCAUCAAUGGUCAUAACGGUGUGCUUUCCUCUCAGAAAUCGCCAUGGCCUACCAGUUCUUCGCCAAAACCCAGCAUUCCAAAACGCCCGCCGCCACCAGUAAUCAUGGCGCGUACAACAGCAGACAGAACAGACCUCCAACCCAUCCGCCGCCGCUGGUGUUUCCUCAGUCUUCUUUGAAUCCGGGAUUGAAUCGCAAACCGCCAACCUGCGGUGAUUCUUCCUUCCAGCCCGAUCCGUACCCUCGUUCUUUGUCGUCCGGCUAUCCUACCCCUCACCCCCACGUCACUGUCGAGCCUGUCAACACGGCACAUAUCCCAUCUCUAACCCGAAUUACAGGCCUACUCCUCCCAAUUCGAUACCCAAAUUCCUUUUACACUACGACAAUAACGGAUCCCGUGAUUGCGUCCUUGUCGCGCGUUGCCAUCUACCAUGAUCAUCCCGUUACAGCACCACCCACGCCGGGGUCCAUUGCCGCGUCCAAGUCCUCAGGAACAGAUAAGGUCAUAGGAGGGAUUAGGUGUCGGCUAGAAAGACAUCCCCAGUUUAUAGAGCCACGGGGUAAAUCAAACACGAGAUCACGCCCGGAACCUACAAACCUCUACAUACAGACCCUCCAUCUGCUUUCCCCCUAUCGCGGUAACGGGGUCGCAACCUCGCUGCUCAAUUCGCUACUAUUCUCUUCUCCAUCACCGGAUUCAAAGGCUAGUUCAGGAAAUAGUGAAGUAUCCGACCUGGUGAAACACUACAAUAUCCGUACUGUCACCGCGCAUGUCCACGAGGCGAACGAAGAAGGACUGAAUUGGUACAUUGCGCGUGGGUUUCAUGUCGAGGACUGUGUUGUUGAGGGUUACUACCGGCGUCUGAACCCUUCCGGGGCUAGAAUUGUGAAAUUAACCAUGCAGUGGGAAUAUGAGGAUGGGGAGGAGUCGCCUGCUAAGAUUCAGAAACUGUGCGAUGAUGAUUCAGCCAGUCAGAAUGGAAAAUCCAAAUAUAGAAAUGUUGUCCACGAUAAUCAAGAUGACGAUGAUGACGACUGGGAAAAGGUCGAGGUCGAGGAUGGAGAAAGCUAAGACGACGUCUAAGUCAACAACAUUGAGGUCUCAAAAUUAGCCUGAUGCUGGAGCCAGGAAUGAGGUAUCUUUGUUAAAGGUGCCCUUUCCCGCUCUUCUCGACGCUCAUGUUUAGCAUUUCGCCCUGGGGUCUUCUGUGGUUGAUGUACAUCUGUGCAUUGGCUAGAAUCAUACUUUCUUGCACUUUCUGGCGUUGGUUGUGCAUUUCAUAUGAUGACUUUUCCCGUCUGCAUGUUUCUCUCUUUUCUCCGUCCCUUUUGCUGCAUGGAUCAGAGAUAAUUUUCACGUUAUGUAGAUAGGCAAGCUAACCACUGUAAAUAGUCGUAUGAAGAAUAAACCAUAAAUGGGGAAAUUAUCUAUCAAAG